AGCUCCAUACUUCUUUGGACGCGUGUUGGCCUGUUCAUGGUCCACCUCAAGUUUUUGCAGGUUAGGAAGGUCUACGGAGAAAUCUCCGUCGACAACUACUACCCCUACUCAAGCUUCUGAACUGCAGGCAAGCUGCUGCUUCCACUUCACUUCGAAAAAAAAACUUAAGUUGUGCCAAGACGCCACCUUUACUCACGCAACAAAGCUCAGAUGCAAUGCUGCCCUCCGCCGCGCCCGCGCGCUGCCUCCUCCUCCUCCUCCUCCUCGCCGUCGCCGUCGCCGGCGCCGCGUUCGAUCUCGAGGAGGCCACAGUCGACUCCAUCCGCCGCGCCUUCGCCGACGGGGAGCUCACCUCGCGCGGCCUCGUCGAGCUCUACCUAAGCCGCGCCGCGGCGCUCGACCCGUCCCUCCACGCCGUCGUCGAGCUCGACCCGGACGGCGCGCUCGCCGCGGCCGACCGCGCCGACGACGCCCGCCGCCUCUUCGCGUCCGCGGGAGGAGGCGCGCUCCCGCCGCCGCUGCUGAACGGCAUCCCCGUCCUCGUGAAGGACAACAUCGCCGCGGCCGGCGGCGGCGGCGCGCUGAACGCGACGUGCGGCUCGCUCGCCCUGGUCGGGUCGCGCCCCGCGGGCGACGCCGGGGUGGUCGAGCGGCUCCGGCGCGCCGGCGCGGUGGUUCUUGGCACGGCCAGCCUCAGCGAGUGGUGCAACUUCCGCGCCCCCGGCAUCCCCGCCGGCUGGAGCCCCCGCGCCGGCCAGGGCAAGAAUCCCUAUGUGCCAUCGGCGACGCCGUGCGCGUCGAGCAGUGGCUCGGCGAUUGCAGCGGCGGCGAACAUGGUGGCGGUGACGAUUGGGACGGAGACGGACGGGUCAAUCAUGUGCCCGUCCAGCUACAAUUCGGUCGUCGGGAUUAAGCCGACGGUGGGGCUAACCAGCCGCGCCGGCGUCAUCAUCAUUUCGCCUAGGAUGGACACCGUUGGGCCAAUUUGUAGGACAGUUUCAGAUGCUGUGCAUGUUUUGGAAGCAAUUGUUGGAUAUGACCCGCGAGACGCAGAGGCAACUCGUAUGGCGUUGCAAUAUAUCCCAGAAGAUGGUUAUAGGCAAUUCUUGAAUAUAGAUGGGUUAAGAGGCAAGAGGUUGGGAAUCCUUAGGAAAGAUUUCUUUCGGUUUCCCUCGGGCUCUGUCCAACAAAAGGUCUUCGAUGAGCAUUUCAACACUAUAAGUAAGAUGGGUGCCAUAUUGGUGGACAAUCUCGAGAUACCAAACAUGAACAUCAUCAACGAUGCAGUACAAAGCGGUGAACGUGCUCUUAUGCUAGCCGAAUUCAAGUUGUCCCUCAACUCAUACUUGUCUGAACUGGCCAGUUCACCUGUAAGAUCAUUAUCGGACAUAAUUGAUUUCAACAACAAGCAUCCGGUAGAGGAAAGGAUGGCUGAAUUUGGUCAGAGUUACCUUCUGCAAUCUGAAGCAACAGAUGGCACUGGUCCAACUGAGAAGAAGGCCAUUGCGAAACUGAACGAACUUUGCGAAAGUGGCCUCGAGAAAAUAAUGCGAGUUAAUCAACUGGAUGCAAUUGUUUCACCAGGUGCAUCUGCUCAUAGCCUGCUUGCAAUCGGCGGCUAUCCUGCAAUCACAGUUCCAGCUGGGUAUGCAUCGAAUGGUGUUCCUUUUGCCAUCUGCUUUGGAGGUUUGAAAGGAUCGGAGCCAAGGCUUAUUGAGAUAGCCUAUUCGUUUGAACAGGCGACAAAAGUGAGGAGACCUCCAACUUUGCAGCAUUCUAUCAUUUGAUUGUAACUUCAAAAAUUUGAUUGUUUGACUCGCUGUGUAUCAUUUUCAAGUUUGAACAGAAAUUAUGGUUGAAAAACAUAUAUAUACACGCCCAAGGCCAAAACAGACAAUUUGAGAUGCAGUAAUCUGAUCCUUUAUUAUUAUUUCAAAUCCAUCUGGUCGUUUAUAUUUGAAAA
Molecule: messenger RNA, 1963 nt
Organism: Oryza sativa Japonica Group (Japanese rice)
Lineage: Eukaryota; Viridiplantae; Streptophyta; Magnoliopsida; Poales; Poaceae
Product: probable amidase At4g34880
Source: RefSeq, a predicted model, not a curated record